Guillardia theta CCMP2712 is the source of this 534-nucleotide messenger RNA. RefSeq lists its product as hypothetical. The transcript has 2 exons. Lineage: Eukaryota; Cryptophyceae; Pyrenomonadales; Geminigeraceae. Bases 1 to 534 code for a protein of 177 amino acids. The record is from RefSeq and is a predicted model, not a curated record.
AUGAAUGCUGAAAGAAGAGGCUCGACGAAAGAAUUCCCUUACUUUCGGCCGACGUUCAGCCCACAGUUUCGACCAGCCAAGGGCUUCUUCUAUGAUCAUGCCUCGCCGGUCAGUGAGAGGGCGCACAGAGAUCGUUUUGUCACUGGUGGGACUCGCCCGCGAACUGGUCGAUCCCCCGACGGACGGGAGAAGGAGCCGAGGAGCACAGUGGAGGACCAGGCUUCCAACGUGCUUCACCUUGUGCUGGAGAACAAGAUCAGCGACGACCGCUUCCUGACCUUCGCAUGCGCCGCAUCGGGGGAGCUUGACGAGGCGCUGUGGAGGGAGGCAUUGAAGAUUAUGCGGCACAGGCAUGUUGAGCCGAGGGACAGUCACCGAACGGACUCGAUCCAUCACCGGCAGAGAAAGGCCGUCAUCAAGCACAUCAUCCGCCCUCGGCUGGGGGCGUCCGAGGCGCUCGACGAGGCUUGCGAUGCUGUCGCCUUCGACUUGGAAUCUCCCUUGCGAGCAACUUCCAUUGUAGGCUCCCCGUAG